GAGUCAGAAAAAGGUGUGUGAGCGUCGCGAGAAGCCAAGCUACUCGUGGCUGCCAUCCCGUUCAGGAGGCUGGGAAUUUUCGGGGCAGGGAGUCUCCACCCAUUUCACCCCGAUUGGCUGAGCAGAGGAGAGUGACGCAGCAAGGGGCCAGCCCCUCCCAAAGGAGUCGGCACUUCCAGCACCCUGCCCAGCUGCCAGUAGUCGGGAGUUUUUCGCGUGUUUGUUUGUUUGCGGGAGAGUGCCUAUGCGCGCCUCCCGUACCUACCACCGUGUGAGAAAACCGACAGACCAUGUGGGACCCGGGUGCGCACAGGAAACAGGUGCCCCCUCACCGCCAGGAUGAGUAAAGGGACGUCAUACCAGACGGAUGGGGCAGACAUGAGUGACAUCACCGAGAACCUGGACACCCGCGACCUUGCCGUCGGAGAGGUGGAGGAUGACUUUGACGAGAGCGUGGUCAACCAUGUAGGGGAGGUUCAGAUCCCGUUUUCCUCAGUGUAUGAUGCCAUGGGCAUAAAGAACCCAGAGGCCAAGAUUUAUCUGGCCACCUUACCCAUCACUGCCCGAAUCUCGGAGGUGGAGAGAUUCACGUGCGCACAGGACCGUUUCAGAGACCGCAUCCGACACCGCAGGAGCGCGACCAAGGUGCUGCCAGCUGUCUUCAAGAUCGAGCUACGGCAUGGGAACUUCACCUGGACCGUGAAGAGGAAGGAGAAGCACUUUGUGGAGCUCCAUCGAGAGCUCCUGCGAUACAAAGCCUUCCUGAGGAUCCCUCUUCCCUCUCGCAGUCACACCGUGCAGAGGAAGAGCAUCAAGCGAGGUGAGGCACGACAGAUGCCCAACCUGCCCAAGGGUGGGAAUGAUGAGCUGGUUCGGGAAGAACAGGUUUCCAGCAGAAAGAAACAACUAGAGGACUAUCUGAACAACUUGCUGAAAAUGUCAGUCUACAGAAAAUACCAUGCUACAAUGGAGUUCAUUGAUGUGAGCCAGGUGUCCUUCAUCCAUGAACUGGGGCCGAAGGGCUUGGAGGGGAUGAUCUCCAAGCGUUCUGGGGGCCACCAUAUCCCAGGGCUCAACUGCGGGGGUCGCAGCAAGGUCUGCUACCAUUGGUCCAAACGGUGGCUGGUGGUCAAAGACUCCUUCUUGAUGUACAUGAAGCCAGACACUGGAGCUAUUUCCUUUGUCCUCCUGGUGGACAAAGAGUUCACCAUCAAAAUGGAUUCCAAGGACACCGAGACGAAGCACGGCAUCCGGAUUGACAGCCUGUCCAGAACUCUGCUGCUGAAGUUUACCAGCUUCCGUCAGGCGCGCUGGUGGGGUCAAGCCAUCGAGACCUUUGUGCGCAAGCAUGGGCGGGCCUUCCUGAGGGAGAACCGGUUUGGUUCCUUCGCCAGGCCUGAGGAGAACAUCCCGGCCAAAUGGUAUGUCAAUGGGAAGACCUUCAUGGAAGAUGUCGCCGAAGCCCUGGAGGCAGCCAAAGAGGAGAUCUUCAUCACAGACUGGUGGCUCAGUCCGGAGAUCUUCCUGAAGAGGCCAGUGGUGGAGGGUAACCAGUGGCGGCUGGACUGCAUGCUGAAGCGCAAGGCACAAGAAGGUGUCCGGAUCUUCGUGAUGCUGUAUAAGGAGGUGGAGCUAGCUCUGGGAAUCAACAGCGAGUACAGCAAGCGAACCCUGAUGCGCCUUCACCCCAACAUCAAGGUGAUGCGGAAUCCCGACCACGUCUCCUCCAGCGUCUACCUGUGGGCGCACCAUGAGAAGAUUGUGGUCAUCGACCAGUCAGUGGCCUUCGUGGGGGGGAUCGACCUGGCGUAUGGACGGUGGGAUGACCGCGAGCACCGGCUGACAGACGUGGGGAGCGUGACGCGUGCCUCGUGCGCUGAGCAGCAAUUCAAUGCUGUCAUCAACACAUCACUCGACAGCGCCCCCUCCAGUAGGGGUAAAGCCUCCAGCUCAAACGACAUCAAGCACCCGUCCAAGCCGAAGGGCAUGGGCAGAACCCGCAGGUCCCGCUUCAGUCUCUACAGGCACCUGCACAGACACACGCGGCAUCUUGGCGGCAGCAUCAGCAGCCUGGACAGCGCCGAGGAAAAAACGGGAUCCAUGCGCAGCCUGCAGACAGGUGUGGGCGAGCUGAUGGGAAACACGCGUUUCUGGCACGGCAAGGACUACUGCAACUUCGUCUACAAGGACUGGAUCCAGCUGGAGAAGCCUUUUGACGACUUCAUCAACAGGUACACCACUCCCAGAAUGCCCUGGCAUGACAUCGCCUCCGUGGUCCACGGGAAGGCAGCCCGGGAUGUAGCGAGGCACUUCAUCCAGCGCUGGAACUUCACCAAGAUAAUGAAACCGAAGUACAGAUCGCUGUCCUACCCUUUCCUGAUGCCCAAGUCACACAGCACUGCUAACGAGUUGAGGUACCAGGUGCCAGGCUGCGUCAACACUAAAGUGCAGGUUCUCCGGUCUGCCUCGGAUUGGUCGGCUGGCAUCAAGUACCACGAAGAGUCGAUUCACAAUGCCUAUGUCCAGGUGAUCGCUAAGAGCAAGCACUUCAUCUACAUUGAGAACCAGUUUUUCAUAAGCUGUGCUGACAACAGGCAAGUUCACAACAAGAUUGGGGAGGCCAUCAUAGAACGGAUCAUCAGGGCUUACAAGGAGAACAAGAAGUUCCGAGUCUAUGUGGUGACACCCCUGUUGCCCGGGUUCGAGGGAGACAUCAACACGGGGGGAGGCCACGCCAUCCAGGCCAUCAUGCACUUUAACUACAGGACUAUGAUCAAAGGUGAUUACUCCAUUAUUUCCCAGCUGAAGAAAGAAAUGGGGGACCAGUGGAUUAACUACAUCUCCUUCGGGGGCUUACGGACCCAUGCCGAACUGGAGGGCCGGCUGGUGACGGAGAUCAUCUAUGUGCACAGCAAGAUGCUCAUCGCCGACGACAACACCGUCAUCAUCGGUUCGGCCAACAUCAAUGACCGCAGCAUGCUGGGAAAGCGUGAUAGCGAGGUGGCGGUCAUCGUGGAAGACACAGAGAUGGUGGACUCUGUGAUGGAUGGACAGGAGUACAGGGCUGGACGGUUCGGCCUGCAAUUGAGGCUCGAGUGUUUCAGGACGAUCCUCGGCGCCUUCGCGGACCCUACCAUCGAGGUGACGGACCCCAUCAGCGAUCGCUUCUACAAGGAGGUCUGGAUGGUCAUAUCAGCUCGCAAUGCCACCAUUUAUGAAAAGGUGUUUCGCUGCCUGCCCUCCAGCGACGUGCGGAACAUGCAGGAGAUGGAGAAUUACUUGUGCAAGCUGGGUCUGGACAAGAUAGAUCCAGCUCGGGCUAAGGAGGAGCUAAAGAAGAUCCGCGGCUUCCUGAUCCAGUUUCCACUUAACUUCCUGAGCGAGCAGAACCUUCUGCCCCCAGUUGGCUCCAAAGAGGCCAUGGUCCCCAUGGAGACAUGGACCUGAGGUCCACUGAAUGUCCAGGACCAGGGCUAACGGGCCAGGGCUCCAGGGCUGCUGUCAGCAUGGCUCAUUCGCGGUGACUCUUCUGGAAACCACUGAGUGCAUCUACAGCACGGCUCUGAAUUUCCAGUGGGUGGCGCUGUCGGACACCCGUCACGGCACGUCCAGAACAAGCGCGCUCACAGACUCGCAGGUUUUUGUACCAACCUGCACUCUUCCUCUCACCAAACUUCGUGAUAAACCAUUUUCUAAAGACAGUAACACCUUGUAAUUACGGAAUUAAAUGUGCGUCUCCGAUAUUAAUCUAUGGUCAAGUAACAGUGCCAAAGCUAUUUUUAUUCAAGCUCUUAAUAGAUCUUUUUAAAAAGGAAUUAAGUGCCUCUUUAGAGGAGCAGUAAAACUGAAGUGUAUAAUGUGAAAAGGUGGACACAGGCUGCCCUAAACUCAAUAAAUCCCCUCUUUGUGUGGGAAUUUGACAACCAUGGUCCUGCUUUAAGGAAGAAGCAAAAUACAGAGGCCGUCAGGGGUCAUCUGUCAGCUCUCUUCGCUACAUUGAUGAUAUCUUAAAGCUUUCAAAACUUCAUGUAUGACCUCUGCCUUGAGGAACAAGAAGAGGAAUAUCUCCCCCCCCCCCAACCUGGCGAGGGGGGGUCAGGAUACUAUGACACUGGACUCUCUUGGUAUGCCAGUGAUGAGGCUCCUACCCAGCGUCCACUCGCAGUACCCCUGUCGAGCAGACAGAGGGCGUCCCUCUUUCAGGUUUUCAUCUGGCAGUACGCCACAAUUUCGCUCCUGUCGUUAGACCAGAAACCACCAUGUGUUUUUAGUUAUUUAUCUUUGCACAGGCCAUUCAAGGUUUCCCACGUUCGUCGCUCUCUGUGCACCCUAUGCAGAAAUGAAAACAUUAAGUAAAAUUUUAUACUGAAAUUACAUUAUUAUUAUUUUAGGGCUGGCAUUCUCUCCAGUCUGAAGUCCCGCCUUGUGCCCAGGUCGCCCAUGACCCUGACCAGCUUGUAUGAAUUAUAUUAACAUCAAGGUACAUUUUCCCUGCCAGAUCUUUAUUCUCCCCCCAAAGUAUCACACCAACCGACUCUGAGCUGGCUAACCCUUUCAAUGUCAUCUUUGGUUUAAUUUAUCCUAGUGAUAAUUUAUAACUUUUAUGUUGAUUAAUUUCAGAAUCUCAUCAUUUUAUGUGUUUCUCACAAGGAGUGACAGCUGACUCGAAACUUACAAAACAGACCAUUGACACAUAAAUAUAUAAAUGAAAAAUCACUCUGAAUGCGGUGUGUAAGGAAUAUGACACUUGGCGCAGCUGGUCAGAAAACCAGUGGAUGGAUACAUGGUGGGUUAGGGGCAGGUGGACACGAUUGUAUGAACAGAGGAGGGUAAUUCCAGUCCUGAGGGUAAAAGUCCAGAUCAAGAUUUUGUUUCAACCAACCAGUUGAGUUACUCUGUGAGAGACUAUUUAUACUCAUCUGGUUGGUUGAAACAAAAUCUUGAUCUGGACCCGAACUAUCCACCUGUGAAGCGGUUUCUCACAGCUGCAGGCGUCUCAGAACUGUGCCGUACAAUUCGGCCAUGGCUGCUACUUAACACGUCUCCUGUGAAAGGCACCAGAAAGAGGGUCACUAACGGCACUAAGGAAAAUCAUCUCGGAAAUAGUGGGGUGACAUGAAAAUGUGCUUUUACAGGAACAGCUCUGCGCCUCUGACAGACUGUGAUGCAGGUGUGUCAGUGGGAACUGAAGGCUGCAUAAAUUCACGAGACGUUUGACCAGUCGUGCCAAAAGCCGCACGGCCAAUAUAAAGUGUCCCAUGAUAACGUGCACACUGAGUAUGAGGUUCAGCCGGUCAGGAUGCUGUGUCUGUGAUCAGACGAUUGCUGCUUUGAAUCCCAGUGUCUGCGGGGUGAUUUCACUCUUCAGCCCUUAAGCGAGGCCCCCAGUUACUCCGGGGACUGGCUGACCUGUUCUGUGCAUCGCUUAGUAUAGAAGCAUCUGCUCUAACAGCAACAGAGAGGAAUGCAGAUCAAGGAUAAACUCUAUUGUGGUGUUUGUAAACAGGUGCAAUGAUUGCAGUAAACAUGAUGAGCUGUGUUCAUGCUUGUGAAAGUCUGUGUGCAAUGUUGAAAUCUAUUCUCUCAUGAGUACCUGGUUCCAUCAGAUAAAUGAACAACGAUUCUGUUAAACAACUAAUACUAUUAUACAUUCAGUGAUUUUAGCUACUGUGUAAUGGGUCAAUGAACCUACUGGAACAGAACGGCGAGAUCUCAGUGACCUGCUUCAGGCAAUACAACGUGUGUCUUGUAAUGUGUCUUAAAAUGAUCCUUGAUAUUCCUAAUGUAGACAGCUAUUUUAUGUUUCAUUGAAAUUUUUUUUUAUCGAAAUGCC
Molecule: messenger RNA, 5833 nt
Organism: Paramormyrops kingsleyae
Lineage: Eukaryota; Metazoa; Chordata; Actinopteri; Osteoglossiformes; Mormyridae
Gene: pld1a
Product: phospholipase D1a
Biological process (GO): regulation of microvillus assembly; intracellular signal transduction; regulation of vesicle-mediated transport
Cellular component (GO): intracellular membrane-bounded organelle; plasma membrane region
Molecular function (GO): D-type glycerophospholipase activity; phosphatidylinositol binding
Source: RefSeq, a predicted model, not a curated record